UCUCCGUGGCAGACACAUAUUUGUUUCCUAAAUGCCAGCGAAGUGUGUGCGGAACGCGACAUGGAUCACGAAUGUCACGACCGAAUGACAGGAACGAUACCUGUCAUACACUCAGGUCAAAAGAAAGCAAAAACUCCGAGUUCGACGACGACCGCUCCAGAAAUGUGUGCCAGACCCGUGGGAUAAAAUGGGAGAGUAACAAGAAGAUUUCUCGAGGUAACCUAGUACCCGUUACCUUGCGAGGCUGGAAACAAUCAUUCCAGAUUUUCAAACGUAUUUCGAAAAGCAAGUAAGGAGGUAGGGAGAGUUGAAGAAAAGUCAUUUGCGGUUUAUUCGCACCAUGAAAAGUAGAAAGCACGUCUUGUCAAGCCACCGAGGACUGCACACGAUGGCAGAAGCAAGUGAAGGCUUCGGGAUCAAGAAGUCGGUACGAGGGCAGCUUCCUGUGCGUACACACCUAUCGAGAGAGAGAAAGAGCCCCGUAUUGCACAGAAGAGCUUCCAUCGAUCCGUACAAGAUGGGCGACGGCCUGGACCCAGAUCAUUCCUUCCUUCGGGGUCUCCGACAUGAGCAUGUCGUCCUAGAUGUGAUCAUUCGAAAAAGAAACCCACGUGGUUGGUCCAGAGGGAGGAGGAGGAGGCUCUGCAGGUACUGGAGAUUGUACGCGCGGUCAAUGACGAGAGGGGAACAUUUCCCGACGGAAGUCAGAUGCAAUGGUUGGAACCAUCAGCGAACAGGAAGGGACAGAUUCGAUGGCAUGAAUGAAUGUGUAGUAGAUGGUCAAUCCGUUUCCGGACUGUUCUCCCGAAGGUAUGGUUCGUGGUUUGUCUUUACGCUCUCUAUCGUAAGAGGUCGACUUGAAGGGUGGCGUGUUUUCGUUCUACGGCCAGGAGCUAGAAGGAUUUGGUACAUUUCAUGUCGAAAAAGGAUUCGGAGUCCGGCGUACAAUGAGUGAUGAUGUGACAGGGAGUGGCGUUCGGAGCGAUGACUACAAGUUAUUCCAUGAGGCGUAGCCCCAGGAGAACACGUGUGCGCGAAGUUGGGAAGUUC
Dissoconium aciculare CBS 342.82 is the source of this 1050-nucleotide messenger RNA. RefSeq lists its product as uncharacterized. NCBI's taxonomy places the organism in Eukaryota, Fungi, Ascomycota, Dothideomycetes, Mycosphaerellales, Dissoconiaceae. The coding region runs from base 341 to 955 and encodes 204 amino acids. The transcript has a single exon. The record is from RefSeq and is a predicted model, not a curated record.